AUGGCAUCAAAUAGCAUGAAAACGACAGCACUCCGUACUUUACGUACAAAAUUGACAUCAGCAACCAAACCUACAUUCUCACCCAUCCUCGCCAAAAACCGUGGUAUUACAGGCACAACCAGAAAAUCAACCUCUCUUGAUUCAACCACUUCCAGUCAACCCAGGACACCUUUCUUACCUCGAGAUUUCAAUGGCAGUUUUCCAGUCUCCUUUUCUAAACCCACAACCACAUCAUCCUUCAACACCCUUAUCAACUCCCUCACCACAUCUCUCACCACAACAUCCUCGCCUCAUCUUCCGACUCUCACUCACCUCCUUCACUCUUAUGAUUCCUCCUCUUUAUCCGACUGGCAAAAGUAUGCCCAUGCAAACCCAAAUAAACAAUACACAAGAAACCUGGUAGCAGAAGUGCCAGGAAUAUUCAAUUUAUUAAUGCUGGUUUGGACACCGGGGAAGGAAAGUAAAGUACACGAUCAUGCUGCUAGUCAUUGUUUGAUGAAGAUCAUGAAGGGGGAGUUGAAAGAGACGAGGUGGGUUACUCCUGAGGGAGGUGCAAGGAAGGCGGAGGAGAUGGAUAUCGAGGGUGUGAGAGAAUAUAGGAGGGGAAAGGUGGCGUAUAUGUGUGAUGAUCUGGGUCUUCAUUCCAUCACCAACCCUAGCGCAACAGAAUAUGCGAUCUCUUUGCACUUAUACACACCACCAAACGCCGCAAUGCACGGUUGCCACAUCUUUGAUCCAUUGACGGGUGUCAAAACUCAUGUAUCGCCUGGUGCUUAUGAUUCUGUCGGUGGUAUUGUUGAUCCAAGUGCUUGA
Botrytis byssoidea is the source of this 813-nucleotide messenger RNA. RefSeq lists its product as uncharacterized. The transcript is spliced from 4 exons. NCBI's taxonomy places the organism in Eukaryota, Fungi, Ascomycota, Leotiomycetes, Helotiales, Sclerotiniaceae. Bases 1 to 813 code for a protein of 270 amino acids. The record is from RefSeq and is a predicted model, not a curated record. Gene Ontology annotation, biological process: L-cysteine catabolic process. Gene Ontology annotation, molecular function: cysteine dioxygenase activity; ferrous iron binding.